Molecule: messenger RNA, 1170 nt
Organism: Arthroderma uncinatum
Lineage: Eukaryota; Fungi; Ascomycota; Eurotiomycetes; Onygenales; Arthrodermataceae
Exons: 3
Coding region: 1-1170 (389 amino acids)
Biological process (GO): carbohydrate metabolic process
Source: RefSeq, a predicted model, not a curated record
AUGGCACGGUUAUACGGGUUCCGGCGCAAGGCCUUUAUGGCGGCAGCGGCUGUUCUCUUCCUAAGUAUUGGAGCGUCGCUUGGUGCUCCAGUCACAAAAUACGAUCCCUUGGUGAUCGAUACUUUUCGCAGCCCUGCAACAAACGACCUGGGAAUUUGGCAUGGAGUUGACGAAGGGAUGCCAGCUGAAUACGGCGAAGGCUCUCUUCGCCUUAGCCCAACAAAUGCCGAUAUGAACUUCUAUACUCAGCUUUCCGGAGGGUGCACCGAUAUGACCGUGUACAAGGAUGCAUAUUUGCACGUUGUUAUCAAGGGGACCGAUAAGUUCACCAUCAGUUUCACUCAGCAUAACGCACAGUGUAACCAGAAUGUGGCCCCGUUCCCAGAAACUUGGGAUUCCGUGGAGGCUUCUCGCUAUGCAAAUGGGGGGGAUAUCUAUGUUCCUCUCUCUCACUUCAAUAUAGACCUCGCAAGGGCUAACUCGAUUGGCUUCCACGGCUUCUAUACCAAGGAAGAAGUGACAUUGUUCAAAGUUGAGGUUGUCUCUUCGCCCCCUAAUACUCUGGGUACACCCAGCAAACUUCCCACCGGCACGCUGGCGUUGAAAUGCAAAAGACCCAAUUCCUUUGCAUUUGGGAUUGAUGAUGGCCAGCCACAAUAUGCCCAGGAGGUCAUGAAUAUGCUGGCUGAAGAGGACAUCCUUGUAACGUUUUUCACUGUUGGCAAUGGGCUAUUAGACGAGACCGCCAAUUUCACAAACGUGAUGGAAGGUUUGCCAACUACCGAGGAUAUUGAUCAAGAAUUCACGAAGAACAUGCAAGUUUUCAAGGACAAGUUAGGAAUUGAAAGUCGCUAUUUCCGCCCGCCUUUCGGCAACGUCGGUGCCCGAACCAGACAACGUUUUGCUGCUUUGGUUCCGGAUCCAUACAUUAUCAACUGGAGCGUGGACAUUGAAGACUGGCUCUGGGCUGGCUCUCCAACGCCCGAGAAGCAAUUUGAAGCGUUUAAGAGAGAUUUUGAGAAAGGGGGUGAUAUUGCCGUGAUGCACUACUUGAACCCCACGACCAUCUCAUACUUCAGAGAUGUCUUUCAAUUAGUGAAGAAAUCUGGAAAGCGCAUUAUGCGUGUUGACCAGUGUAUGGAAGACCCGUCUGCACCACCAUUGAAGUGA